Messenger RNA from Nanorana parkeri, 4647 nucleotides. RefSeq names its product membrane associated guanylate kinase, WW and PDZ domain containing 1 (gene MAGI1). The record is from RefSeq and is a predicted model, not a curated record. Gene Ontology annotation, molecular function: protein binding. Lineage: Eukaryota; Metazoa; Chordata; Amphibia; Anura; Dicroglossidae. Gene Ontology annotation, biological process: signal transduction. The transcript is spliced from 24 exons. Gene Ontology annotation, cellular component: cytoplasm.
ACGAUCUGGAUACAAAGUUGCAGAGUGAUGACUUGAGUGCGAUCUGUCACUUGGCUCCGGGGGAAAAAGUUGCUGCUGACACUUGUCCUUUUCCCGGGGGGGGGGGGGUGGGGGGGACACGAUGGCCAAAGUGAUCCAGAAGAAGAGCCACUGGACGGGCAGGGUGCACCAGUGUACGGUGACCCAGGGAUCGGAGGGAGAGCUCAGCCUGCCGGUGCUGGGGGGAGCGGAGUACGGAGAGUUCCUUUAUCUGGGGGUCGUGGACGACUCGCUCAUCUCCAGCGAUGGCAAGCUGCAGGAAGGGGAGCUGCUGCUGGAGGUGGCCGGGCUGCCGGUGUCAGGAUUGCCCAGAUACGAUGUGCUGGACAUGGUCAGGAACUGCGGGGACUCGGUGCCUAUUACAGCUGUCAGGCAAGGGAGCCGACUCAACAAGGACCUGAGGCACUAUCUCAACCAGAGGUUCCAGAAAGCUUCUCCUGACCACGAACUGCAGCAAAUCAUUCGAGAUAAUCUUUAUCGCCAUGCAGUGCCUUGCACAACACGUCUGCCUAGAGAAGGGGAGAUCCCUGGCGUGGACUACCAGUUUCUGACUGUACAGGAGUUUUUGGCUCUUGAACAGAGUGGAACUCUACUUGAAGUUGGGACAUAUGAAGGUAAUUAUUAUGGGACACCGAAGCCUCCAAUCCAGCCCAUCAAUGGGAAAGUGACUUCCGGUAAUGCAUUGCAAAAUCCUCUCUCCGGCUCUAAGCAGUCGACCCCCAAACGGACAAAGUCUUACAAUGAUAUGCAAAAUGCUGGCAUAGUGCAUACGGAGAACGAUGAUUAUGACGAUGAGGCUCCUGAGAUGAACAAUAGUUUUACAGAUUCUAGUGAACAAGACGAAACCUCAAGCAUCAUUACGCAGGAGAUAGACGCACCACCGGUUCGGAUCCUUCCUAGUUUUCGCACCACGGAAGCUUCUCAGAAGUUGCCUCAGUACCUACCUCCUGCUGACGAGGACAUCCUUGGACCCCUGCCUGAAAACUGGGAGAUGGCCUACACAGAGAAUGGAGAAGUCUAUUUUAUAGACCACAACACUAAAACCACAUCCUGGUUAGAUCCACGGUGCCUGAACAAAAAGCAGAAGCCUUUAGAAGAAUGUGAAGAUGAUGAAGGGGUCCACACCGAGGAACUGGACAGUGAAUUAGAGCUGCCUGCUGGAUGGGAGAAGAUUGAAGAUCCUGUGUAUGGCGUCUACUAUGUAGAGUAAGUAAUUAAAAAAACGUACGAUCUGCCUAUCGACUCUGGCGAUUGGCCAGGAGUGCUUAUGCCUGCCAUACCUCCGCCUCUCACUCUGCCCAACAACCUCACUCCCAAAAAGAAGGAACCAACAAAAGACCCUUCCACCCACGUUAAACCAUUCUUCACCAGGAACCCAUCUGAAUUAAAAGGCAAAUUUAUUAACACAAAACUACGGAAGAGCACCCGAGGUUUCGGCUUCACUGUGGUUGGCGGAGAUGAGCCAGACGAGUUCUUGCAGAUAAAAAGUUUGGUUCUCGAUGGCCCUGCUGCUCUAGAUGGAAAGAUGGAAACGGGAGACGUUAUUGUGAGUGUGAAUGACACUUGUGUACUCGGAUACACCCAUGCCCAAGUUGUGAAGAUCUUCCAGUCAAUACCAAUCGGUGAAAGUGUUGACCUUGAACUGUGCCGAGGUUACCCGCUUCCUUUUGAUCCUGAUGAUCCCAAUACAAGUCUGGUGACAUCGGUGGCCAUUCUGGACAAGGACCCUAUUAUUGUCAAUGGACAAGAGACUUACGACUCACCAUCAAGCAACAGCAGUAAAACCAGGAAAGCCAAUAACUUAAAAGAGCAGAGGCCUAGCAGCCCAGCGGACUUAUCUUCAAAUGGUUCCCAUGGUUACCCUAAUGACACUGUUUCCUUGGCAUCCUCUAUAGCAACGCAACCUGAACUCAUCACAGUGCAUAUAGUGAAAGGACCAAUGGGAUUUGGCUUCACCAUAGCCGAUAGUCCCGGUGGUGGUGGACAGAGAGUUAAACAGAUUGUAGACAGUCCUCGAUGCCGCGGCCUCAAGGAAGGAGAUCUCAUUGUGGAGGUGAACAAGAAGAAUGUGCAGACUCUUACUCAUAAUCAAGUUGUGGAUUUGCUGAUCGAAUGUCCAAAAGGAAGUGAGGUCACACUGCUGGUACAAAGAGGAGGACUGCCAGUCCCAAAGAAGAGCCCAAAGUCGCAACCACAACUUGAAAGGAAAGACAGCCAGAACAGCUCCCAGCACAGUGUAUCGAGUCACCACAGCGGGCACACAGCCUCUCCCCUGCGCAGUGCCCCUCUUGUCCCUGAGUACCCAUCCAGCGAGGCACCAACGGUAGACCAAGUUGAAGGCUCAGGACAGAAAAAGCCUGAUCCAUUUAAAAUCUGGGCCCAGUCCAGGAGCAUGUAUGAAAGCAGACUUCCAGAUUUUCAGGAGCAUGAUAUCUUCUUGUGGAGGAAGGAAACUGGCUUUGGCUUCAGAAUUCUUGGAGGGAAUGAACCUGGGGAGCCAAUAUUCAUAGGUCAUAUCGUUCCUCUGGGGUCAGCUGAUGCAGAUGGGCGGCUGAGAUCAGGCGAUGAAUUGAUCUGUGUGGAUGGCACAGCAGUAGUUGGGAAAUCCCAUCAACUCGUAGUACAGCUUAUGCAGCAAGCAGCUAAGCAAGGCCAUGUCAAUUUAACCAUAAGACGCAAAGUAGUUUAUCCAGUCCUCAAAACAGAAAAUGAAGUCCCUGCUUCACCAGCAUCUUCCCAUCAUAGUAGUAACCAGCCCGCAUCUCUGACAGAGGAGAAACGCACGCCCCAGGGCAGCCAAAACUCAUUAAACACUGUUAGCUCCGGCAGCGGAUCCACCAGUGGAAUUGGCAGUGGUGGAGGUGGGGGGAGUGGCUUAGUCAGCACUGUGGUUCAGCCUUAUGACGUGGAAAUUCAGCGUGGUGAAAAUGAAGGUUUUGGAUUUGUCAUUGUGUCGUCCGUCAGCAGGCCGGAAGCCGGAACCACUUUUGCUGGAAAUGCAUGUGUGGCCAUGCCUCAUAAAAUAGGUCGAAUAAUCGAGGGCAGCCCAGCCGACCGGUGCGGAAAGCUCAAGGUGGGGGAUCGGAUACUGGCCGUCAACGGUUGCUCCAUCACCAACAAAUCACACUCGGAUAUUGUCAACUUAAUUAAAGAAGCUGGAAACACUGUAACUCUACGCAUCAUUCCUGGAGAUGAAACUUCCAAUGCUUCAUUACUAACCAAUGCUGAGAAGAUUGCCACGAUUACGACCACGCAUACGCCUCAGACAAUAUCCCAGGAAACAAAGAACAAUUCAAAACCAAAGCAAGAGCCCCAGUUUGAGUUCAAAAAUCCACCAGCCACUCAGGAGCCAGAAUUUUAUACAGCAGAGCUUGAUAAGGGAACGAAAGGUUUCGGGUUCAGCCUGCGAGGAGGACGGGAGUAUAACAUGGACCUUUACGUUCUACGUCUAGCAGAAGACGGUCCUGCGGAGAGGUGUGGGAAGAUAAGGGUUGGCGAUGAGAUACUAGAAAUCAACGGAGAGUCCACAAAAAACAUGAAGCACACUCGGGCAAUUGAACUGAUUAAAAAUGGCGGACGGCGAGUGCGUCUAAGUCUGAAACGUGGUGAUGGUUCUGUGCCGGAAUAUGAAGCCAGCAGUGACAGGAACAGCCCCACAGCCAGCUCACAAAAUCUUUCGCAAAUGAAUACUUUGCCAUCAGAGAGACAUCUCAUGCCAUUGGAGUUCAGUUACCCACCAAAUACUCACAAGUCAUUACAGCAUGAGGAAAAACGGACUCACUUCAAAGACCCAAAGGGCAGCAGGGACUACAGUAGACAACAUAAUGACCAUCACACUUGGAAUGGGUCCUCUAAAAACUAUUCUGUACAGAGUGGCCGAAGGGACAGGUCUCCCGAAGCCAGACGGCCAAGGCAAGGGGAAAAAAUGGCAGUCAACGGGCAGAAAAAAAUGUCUCCUGACAAGAGAACUGAAGGGACGAGGAGUGCUGAAAACACUUUAGAGAGGAAAGAAAAAGAUCGUCAUGAGAAGAGGAGAGACAGUUCUUCUCAGAGAAACAGGGAAAGGUCACCUGUGCGGAAAAGAGAUGGGUCACCUAGCCGUAGAAGAAAGUCACUGGAUCGCUUUAUGGAUCAAAGGAGAUCACCGGAUCGUAGGAGAGAGAGUUCUCCUGAACGAAGAAGAGCAAAGUCAUCUGACAGAAGAAGGGAAAGAUCUCCUGAGAGAAGACGGGAUCGCUCCCCUGAAAGGAGGAGAGAAAGGUCUCAAGAAAGGAGGAGGGAAAGAUCUCCAGACAGACGAGGCCGAGAUCAAAAAUCCAGCAACCGAGAUGAUCGUAGUCUGAAGUCUGAUACUAUGAAAAAUGCUAGACAUCCCCCAGACCAACGGAGGAAACCCUAUAAGGAAUGUAUCACAGACCUCAGUAUCUGAUCAAUCUGAUGUCACAUUCCAGCCUUUUCAUUGUAAGGCUUUGAGAACAAAACUUCUUUAUAGUGUCUUACUUAGCACCCAACACGUAAUGACCCUGUACUACCAUGAAAUGUUUUAUGCAGAUGAAACCUUACUACAGAGUGUUGUGCCUGAUGUAUAUUAAAGAAAGUAUUUUUGAU